GAGCAUCUUGUGAUCGCUUGUAGGUCAAUGGUUUUGUUUCGUUCAGAGGGUUUAGCCAACUCGAUAGGCAGUGUGUUUCCAUGCCGCUUUUGCGGAUGAAUCGUCGGCCAUUUUUAAACUGCUCACCUGCUUAUAAGAAUAGCGAGAGUGUCGAAGAGAGAAGGGACAUGGACGAUGGGAAUUGCAUCGGAACGGUAACGGUGAAGCUGUGAUAUUCGAUGAAUCGCGUUGGAUCGUGACGAAUGUCGGUAGGCGUAAAAAGGGGAGACACAAAAAUCACAAGAAAAUCGUCAUUAGAGCCGAAUAAGCCAAAUAGUUGAGUGAAAAUAGUGAGCGUAAGUGGAGGAGCUUGAAAAAAAAAAGGAAAGAAAGGGUAUUGAAAAAGGCCCCCCUCCCCCGUGGCUUCCCGACCGAAAUGGUGAACUGUCAACGUUUUUGCCUCGGCUCUGUAAAAUGAUUGAAUAAUUAUCGCAUUUUCAAGAGUGGAUAAGCGUGAUAGCUGAUUAACCGGAAUCCGUUGGGUGGAAUCAUCUCGAUCGCGGGAGUACUCUUGACUAAUAAUCCGUGGGAGAUAAUCCAAAUUCCGAAGGGUGAAGCAGGUUCCGUUGAAUAAAACGAGAAAAAAAAACGAGGAAUUCGAGGGGAAAAAGGCAAAAUCAAGGAGUCAAUGAACCAGGGAGAAUUGAAAAAAGAAUAAGAUUCGAGGCAAUGACAUUCUUUGAAAACCGAACAAACGAAAUAAAAACAGUAGCAAAGAAAUCUGUAUUCGUCGAGUGGUGAAAACGCGUUUAUAAAAAUGGCAGACAAUAUGCAGAGGAAACAACACAAGCCGUUGGACGCCGGUAGAAAAAUAUCAAUGCCCGUACACCGUACUACGACUGAGACGAUAAGACUGGGAGGGGAUCUGAUAGAGAGGCCGUCGCAGCAGUCAUUGGGUCUACCAGCGCAGAGUUUGAAUUCAACUCCAAGUUUGAAUUCAACGCAGAGCGUGAAUUCAAUGCCGAGUUUGAGUUCAACGCCGAACAAUCAAUGCAGAAAGAAGACUUCUUCGUUCCAGAUAACGAGCGUGACAGUGGGUUCUCGUAUGAGCAACGACGCCGGGGAUGAUUCCAACGACGAUCUGGACGAGUCUCAUACGGAGGACAACUCGGUGGAGCAUUCUAGAGUGACUGAUUUGGAUGUAGAAACGCCGAGCUAUUCGGAGGAUACAUUUUCCAAGGAGGAUGUUUUUUUUAAUGCCAGUAAUUCGGCUCUUAGCACAGCUCCGGUCAUACCGACAAGUUCGCAGUACGGCCUUGCGAUAGUACCAUCGGAGGGGGCUAAUAACCCCAGUAAUUCCACCAACGAGACACAUAACAUGAAUGCGAUGGAGGUGAAUUCCGUCACGGACAAUAAUAUCAUUAAUUUGUUAUCGAGCAAUGCCAAACAGGACACCGACAUAAGGGAGGUAAAUUCCCAUAGCAGAAACGAGCGUUUCAAGGUCGUUAAGAUCGAGAGUACCGAACCCUUCAGAAGAGGAAGAUGGACUUGCAUGGAUUACCUAGAUCAUACGUCGGUCAAUCAAUCCAACGCCAUGAACGCCGCAUCGAAAGUCACCGAUCCUAACGAGGUUUGUAUAUCUUACGGGGUUACAGAAAGUGGUACCGUCGUAGAUACGACGAAACAGAUUAACUCGCUCCACACCGAUGAGAACAAAAGUACAUCGGUCGACAUGAACGGUCAUCAUACCCAGCAAGAUGUCGUACACCCAGCUGUUGGCGUUACGAAUCAGAGCAGCGGUUAUUUCGUUGCUAACACCAAUCUUCAGAAUGUUCAACAGCAACCGCCACCCCAUCAACAACUCCAACAGCACCAGCUCCAUCAACAACACCAGCAGCACCAUCUUCAUCAUCACCACCACCACCACCAUCAUCCGCACCAACUUCAACAACAACAUCAACCGCAGCAACAAAAACAUCUCCAACCGCAGCAGCAACAUAUACAGCAUAAUGUUCACCAAAUGCAACCUCAGAUCCAGUUGAACAAUCAGCAGAUACCCCAAUACUUCCAUCAACAGCCACAAUUGCCACCGCAGCUUCAGCAGCAACCGCAUCACCUUCAAGGAGCGACAUUGCCCUCGAAUCUUCAGCCCAUUCACACCAACAAUUUCGGACAACCACAGAGUAUGCCACAAAUCUCGAUUCCAUUUCUCACAACGCAACAGACUAACAAUAUUAUUACAACGCAAAAAAGUAUGGGCCACUCGAUGGACGAUCCGUACAAAAAGAUUGUAAUGCAAAAUCAAAUGUUGCCCGGACAAAACGUCAUUUGUCAAGCUCCGGUGCAACAAACUUCCGUUUCGGUGUCACAGCCGAACAUUCUCAUCAGCCAACAUCCGUCUCCCCAGCAGCAGCAAAAACUCCAACAGCAACAUCCGUCGCAUCAGCCAGGAAUGAUACCACAGAAUCACAUGACCCAAAUUUCCGAGCCAAUUAACGCCAUGCAAGGAAUGCAGGGCAUCCAGAAUAUUCACAAAGUUCCUCAGUCGGGUCCUCAACAAGUAACAACGGCUAUACUCGGCCAAGUAAUGCCAAUGGUCGGACAGAUGCAGCCUCAACCAUGCCCCGGAAAUCUUCCGGUUCAGAUGAAUCAGAUACCGGUGAAUUGUCAAAACAUUGUCGGGACCAUGAUCGGCGGUGGCCCGAUGGGCGGCGGUACCAUGGGCGUCAUGAAUUUUCAUCCACCGGAAACGGAGCAGGACUCUGUAACGGGUCUCGUAUCAGCUGCUCAGCAAUCCGCCGACACGAUCCCUGUCGAAUCUCUGAGCGAAGCUACGCAAAAUCCAGACGAGCAACCAGUCCCCGAGGACACAGAAAGUAUGUCGGGGACAAGUGCCGUCGCGAUCGAUAACAAGAUUGAGCAAGCUAUGGAUUUGGUGAAGAGUCAUCUCAUGUUUGCGGUGCGCGAAGAGGUCGAAGUCCUGAAGGAGAAGAUAGCCGAGCUAAUGGAUCGUAUAAAUCAGCUCGAAGCGGAAAAUUUGAUUCUCAAAUCACACGCGGCACCCGAGAUAUUGGCCCAAUUGAGUCAGACGACAACCAAAUUAAUCCAAAACAAUUCAGGAAGCGGUCAGUAGGGAAGUGUGUAAUCGUCGUUACCAACCUGAGAGGGGAGACAGGGGCGUUUUGUGAGUGCAUGACAUGACCACUAAACAGCAACAAAAGUGUAACGGAAUCAAUAUUGUUCCUUUUAUUCCGUAUAUUGACUUACUUCUAUAUUGUGUUGACAAUUGAAAAAAAAAAAAAAAAAAAUAUAUAAAAAGAAUGCGACAAACAGUAUAUAAUUAUACGCAUAGGCAGCUAGAUCGCCAUAGCUUAUUUUACCAACAAGCAGUCAUUCGUCGUUCGACGUUCAAUCGAGAACGAUGGUCUGUGAAGCCGUAAUUUAUAUGUGACGUAAAAUUAUAAAUUCGAGGCAAAUGCGAGAGCCUCGUUUCAAUCCGAAUUUCUCGACAAAAUCGGUUUGCAUCGAUUGACGGAAAAAUAACGAAAAUACAAAAAAGAGGAAAAAUAACAAAAGGAAAAAAAAUUGCUUGACACUGUUAGAUGUUAUUUUGUUCGUUUGUUUAAUUUAUCCGUAUCUUCGAUCUAUGCUAAAACUUCCGAUACUUUUUGAAAUAAAGAUCAUGAAAUAUGGUGUUCGACACUCACGGUGCAGUACUGUUUCUUUAAGGUGGUGCGUAACGUAAGUACGACAAAUCAGUACCAAAAUAAAAACAAACAGAAUUUAAUCACGAAGAACAAAAAAACAAGUGUAAUAUUUCGCAUACUGAUGUACUUGUAAAAAAAACUACUUUUCCUGUCAGCGUCUUAUUUUAAAUCUGAUACAUGCCUAAUAAAAAAAAGUUUUUUGAUUGUA
Messenger RNA from Venturia canescens, 3894 nucleotides. It is a transcript of the gene bun, whose product is annotated as bunched. The coding region runs from base 797 to 3112 and encodes 771 amino acids. Gene Ontology annotation, biological process: regulation of transcription by RNA polymerase II; positive regulation of cell population proliferation; negative regulation of apoptotic process. The record is from RefSeq and is a predicted model, not a curated record. Lineage: Eukaryota; Metazoa; Arthropoda; Insecta; Hymenoptera; Ichneumonidae. Gene Ontology annotation, cellular component: nucleus; cytosol. The transcript has 4 exons.